AUGGCACCUGUUCAGGUCGAGCAUAACAUGGCAUCGGAGACUUCCUCCCCAUGUCACCAAGGACUGACUCCUCCAGAUAGCCCAAAAUCAGGGUCGGCCACGCCCCAAACUACGGUGAAGGACCUGAAGUACCUCUUUGAUGUGCUCGAAAGGGUGCUGCCGGAUCUUACCAAACGGGAACCUCCAAAUAGUCCUGUCUUUCAGGGUAAUUUCCAAGCGGACCCGGACAUGGCUCAACUGAAGCUGUUGAUGGGGAAGCUCACCUCUGGUGAAUGUACUUCAGCUGAACUCUCCAUGGCGGCCAAGCCUUCUCAGUUUUAUCCGGCAAGCAAUGAACAGGAGGACGGCACUCCAGUAGCAGAUGAAUCAGAUCUCAAACAUCCGAUCAGUACUACGCCGGACGACUUCAAAUUGUUCGAGAAGUGGGCAUCUUCGCCCUCAUUCAAAACAGUUGUUGAAACCUGGGACCCAAAAGCUUGUAAAUACGAGAUCGGCGAGCAAGCGGAGACUAUCAGUAGUCUGGACGAUUAUGCUGAAUACGCAUUCAUUGUCCGCGAACGAAUCGGACGGAAUUCCGAGGAAGUCACGGCGUACAUAGACAUCAAAUCGGAAGGCCUGCGCGACAUCCUGCGUGCGGUGCUACACGAUGUCAAAGCUAUCAGUCUGAUGGAGGACAAGCCAUCGCUCGAGCAAAAUGUCCUUUUUCAUUUCCUCCCAGAGCUCGACAGAUACGCGGAGAGCAUGGACAACAGUUCGAAUCAUACAUCGGCAGCGACGCAGCAUCUCCGCGUGCUCAUCGACCACCUCAAGCACGCAUAUGCUUCCAUUUCGCAGCGUCUCUCGUCAAUGUUGCAGCACGGUCAUAUUACUUAUGACCUUCUUUGGGCCCUUUUCAAACCCGGUUGUCAUGUUUAUACCACAUGCAUUGGCACAAAAGAGCCGCGAUGUGUCAAAUUCGACGCGGGAGAAGAAGUAACCCAAAAUGACGAGACGUGGUUUAACCUCGAAUGCCGAUUUCUUGAUUAUGACGGAGUCAAGUUCGGCGAGGCCGGUACUUUUCUGCAUGUGCCAAAGUUCCGGGGGUCAAAGCCGAUCGCGACUCUUGAAGCUUACCCUCUCUGCCACCAUCCGAGUCACGAGCAGGUCCGAAAAGACCUAGUCGAAAGAGGUCAAAAAUUUCGGGAUUUAGCUGGCUCGCAUAUUCAGCACUGUAAAGGCAGUGCAUUCUAUGUGAAUAAGGGGAAGAUUUUCAAAAUCAACAUCAACAGCCGAGUGGCAGUGGACGCCGCAUUUUUCCAUAAGAUGCAGCCAAACUACUCCCGACCGUCACUCCGCGAUUUAGGGGUAAAAGACAAGAAUGGCAUUGCGGUUAUUGACAUAGGGGCGAUGCUCAUGGAGGAUCGCGAGCGAGAGAAGGAGAGAAUGCGAGGGGACGGUGUGGAUGCACAGAAGCUGAGCGAGGCCGAUUUGUUAAUUGCCUGUCCAACAGUUUGUUGUUUCAGCUUCAAGGAGAAAAUGUUCUUGGAGUGCGCAGUUAGUGCUCUUAGGGACGUGAACUGGUCACCUGAAUCAUUUGACUGCCUGCAAAUUCCGCCAGAGAACAAGACACUCCUCUUGUCAAUGGCAAAAGCCCGCUUGGGUCUGAUACCGACAGUACCCUUUGACGAUGUAAUUGAUGGAAAAGGCCUAGGAGUCAACAUUCUUCUGGAUGGCCCACCCGGCGUCGGAAAGACGUUCACAGUUGAAGCAACCUCGGAAUAUUUCCAGCUGCCUCUCUAUUCGAUAUCCGCAGGCGAGCUCGUUGUCGACCACGGAGAUUCCAAUGCGCUUGAGCAACAACUUGAAAUUGUAUUCAAGAUCGCUAAACACUUCAAAGCUGUGCUCCUUUUGGAUGAGGCAGAUGCGUUCAUGGAGCAGCGCACGUCUUACCACGAUGCUCCCAACCGCCUGGUGAAUGUGUUUCUCAGAAAGCUGGAAUAUUACCAGGGAAUCUUAUUCUUGACUUCUAAUCGGGGUAUUCAGUUCGAUGAUGCAAUCCUUAGUCGGAUUCAUUUAAUCGUCAAGUAUAAAGACUUGAGCAGGGAAUUCCCCAGGGGUCUCUGGUCAACUUUUCUGAAGAGGGCACGUACAGUCCAAGGACCUGCUAUAAUCGAGAAGCACGACCUCCGACGAUUGGAGUCUUUAGAGCUCAACGGACGAGAGAUCAAAAACAUCGCAGCAAUUGCACAUGCUCUCGCCGAGGCGAAUGCCAGCCAAGUGAGCUAUAAAUACCUGGAGUUAGCUGCGGAAUCGAAUCUGAAAUUUUCGAAGGAGUUCGGCAGACAGGGGCCUGCUGAUGGAAUCGUCGACACAGACCAAGAAAACGAGUCAAAGUCCGCAGUCACCCUAUCCGGACUUUUAACUGUGCUUGAUGGUGUCUCAUCCCAAGAGGGCCGGAUACUCAUCAUGACCACGAAUCACAUCAAGCAUCUGGGCGAAGCACUGAUUCGGCCUGGCCGUUCAGACAAGAAAGUUCAUUUCAAACUUGCCGAUCAGAACAUCUCGACUCAGCUCUUCCACACGGUUUUCAAGCAGUUGCCGACCCAAAAGCAAUGUAACGAGGAAUUUGACCAGGAGACGGUUGAGGGGCUUGCUCGUGAUUUUGCCAGCACGAUGCCCGAGCAAGUUUUCAGCCCGGCAGAAGUUCUAUCAUUUCUUUUAGAGCGCAAGAAGUCGCCCUAUGAUGCUGUUUCUGGGGUGGAGAGCUGGGUGGCGAAAGCAAAGUAUUGA
Molecule: messenger RNA, 2769 nt
Organism: Penicillium diatomitis
Lineage: Eukaryota; Fungi; Ascomycota; Eurotiomycetes; Eurotiales; Aspergillaceae
Exons: 9
Coding region: 1-2769 (922 amino acids)
Molecular function (GO): ATP binding; ATP hydrolysis activity
Source: RefSeq, a predicted model, not a curated record